Molecule: messenger RNA, 519 nt
Organism: Grus americana (Whooping crane)
Lineage: Eukaryota; Metazoa; Chordata; Aves; Gruiformes; Gruidae
Product: olfactory receptor 14J1-like
Exons: 1
Biological process (GO): G protein-coupled receptor signaling pathway
Cellular component (GO): membrane
Molecular function (GO): olfactory receptor activity
Source: RefSeq, a predicted model, not a curated record
AUGUCCUAUGACCGCUACGUUGCCAUCUGCCAACCCCUGCACUACGGGACCCUCCUGGGCAGCAGAGCUUGUGUCCACAUGGCAGCAGCUGCCUGGGGCACUGGGUUUCUCUAUGCUGUGCUGCACACGGCCAAUACAUUUUCUAUACCACUCUGCCAGGGCAAUGCUCUGGACCAGUUCUUCUGUGAAAUCCCCCAGAUCCUCAAGCUCUCCUGCCCACAUUACUACCUCAGGGAAGUUGGGCUUCUUGUGGUUAGUGCCUGUUUAUUCUUUGGCUGUUUUGUUUUCAUUGUGCUGUCCUAUGUGCAGAUCUUCAGGGCCAUGCUGAGGAUCCCCUCUGAGCAGGGACGGCACAAAGCCUUUUCCACGUGCCUCCCUCACCUGGCUGUCGUCUCCCUGUUCAUCAGCACUUCAUUUUUUGCCUACCUGAAGCCCCCCUCCAUCUCCUCCCCAUUUCUGGACCUGGUGGUGGCAGUUCUGUACUCGGUGGUGCCUCCAGCAGUGAACCCCCUCAUCUAC